This is a messenger RNA of Galendromus occidentalis (western predatory mite), 2147 nucleotides long. It is a transcript of the gene mts, whose product is annotated as protein phosphatase 2 catalytic subunit mts. The record is from RefSeq and is a predicted model, not a curated record. Bases 112 to 1047 code for a protein of 311 amino acids. The transcript is spliced from 4 exons. Gene Ontology annotation, molecular function: protein serine/threonine phosphatase activity. NCBI's taxonomy places the organism in Eukaryota, Metazoa, Arthropoda, Arachnida, Mesostigmata, Phytoseiidae.
AUUGCUUUCUCCGGUGGUGGAAAUUGUGUAGCUUGCUUUGGUGUUGUCUUCUGCCUGCGACCUAACCAGCCAGCCAGUCAGUCAACCGACUUUAACUGAAAGCUCGUCGCGAUGACCACCGACGAGAAACAAAGUAUAAAAGAACUCGAUGCGUGGAUUGAGCAACUCAAUGAGUGCAAACAGCUCACGGAAAACCAAGUCAAACAGCUCUGUGAAAAGGCUAAAGAAAUCCUCAGUCGAGAAAACAACGUACAAGAAGUAAAAUGUCCUGUAACGGUAUGCGGAGAUGUUCACGGUCAGUUCCACGAUCUCAUGGAAUUAUUCCGGAUCGGCGGGAAGAGUCCCGAUACCAACUAUCUCUUCAUGGGUGAUUACGUCGACCGAGGAUACUAUUCAGUAGAAACCGUCACGCUACUCGUGGCCCUGAAAGUCAGAUACAGGGAGCGCAUCACCAUCCUUCGAGGCAACCAUGAGUCCAGGCAGAUCACGCAAGUCUACGGAUUCUACGAUGAGUGUCUCCGUAAAUAUGGAAACGCGAAUGUAUGGAAACAUUUCACAGACUUAUUCGACUUCUUGCCGCUGACCGCGUUAGUGGAUGGCCAGAUUUUCUGCCUGCAUGGAGGACUGUCGCCUUCGAUCGAUUCUCUGGACCAUAUUCGAUCCCUCGACAGACUACAAGAGGUUCCUCAUGAAGGUCCCAUGUGUGACCUGCUCUGGUCAGACCCCGACGAUCGGGGAGGCUGGGGUAUCUCACCCCGAGGUGCGGGUUACACUUUCGGACAAGACAUUUCUGAGUCGUUCAACCACAGCAACGGUCUGACGCUCGUGGCCCGAGCGCAUCAGCUCGUCAUGGAAGGCUACAACUGGUGCCACGAUAGAAAUGUCGUUACCAUCUUCUCAGCUCCGAACUACUGUUACCGAUGUGGAAACCAGGCAGCCAUCAUGGAACUGGAUGAUUCACUGAAGUACUCGUUCCUUCAAUUCGAUCCCGCCCCGAGAAGAGGCGAACCUCACGUGACCAGGCGCACUCCAGACUACUUCCUUUAAUUUGUUCUGCUGGCAUCUUGUUCCGGAGCCCUCUACGUUUUCACCACGACUCCACCAAAAAAAUACCGGAAGACAAAGAUGGAACGGAGAGACAAAACGAAUACAUAGUCAAGAAGCCGAAGUCGGAGCAGCCGGAGAAUCGGCCAAGAAGUACGAAGUGGAAGAAGAAGAGAAUGAAGGAUAACAACAACAACAACUUAACUGAAGAAUAUCAUCUCACCGUGGCAUUUGCGGAUCGUUCCGAUUUGCCUGACGUUCAUCUGCAAAUGGCAAUUUUCCUGCCACGUCAUCACGGACACACCACAAGGGAUUGUCAUACGAGCUAGAAUUUAGGAGAGACUCUUCCGAGUCGGGGUCGGUGUGAGGGGAGUUCGGGCGUGUGAGUAGGAGAUGGGGUUAGGGACAUGGUUCGAGAGGUUUGGAGGAGCUAUAUCGGUGAGGUUCUCGUGUUGCCAGGCAAACUGGAGACGGUGCAGGUCUACAAGCCUGCGAGAACUCCAAUUGUAAUGUAUAUAGCGUCAAAUAAGACCGAGAUAUGUGAAGUCUUGUCGUUAUAUGGGGUGAAAAGAGAACGAAGAGAUAUGCGCGGAUGAAACGCUAAGUCCUGAGCAAUCCAGAGAGUCGACGCAGCGGCAUUGUCGGAUGUCUCAUUUCCUUGCCUGGGAUGACCAAACUGAGAACGCUCCCGAACGGCUACGACGACCAAGACCGCAGUCUGUUGGACGCUGCAGGCAUCGAGCCCCGAGCAGCUUGAAAAAGCGGAGAGUAUGGAGAUGCACCUCUGAGUGGCGGAUUUUCGGAUAAAUCAAGAGUACGCGAGACGGUUCGAAAGCGGCUCAGGGGGAGUUGAAUCGAGGGCGAAAAUCAUUGGGAGUGACGGAGAACCAAAAGGAAUGCGCGUCGUUCAUAGUUUCCGUUCAGCAGGUCGUUCUUUCUUCGUUCACGAUUGGCCUGGCUGAACGGCUUAUUGGUUCAUCAUCGAGACAACCGGCGAGAGGAUCUGUUUGUGGAAAUCACGGCAAAAUCGUCGUACAGAACAGGGAAUGAUGGACGAAACCGAAAGAACAAAUGAAAAUGAAAAUCAACGAAAAAGCGUGAAA